This is a messenger RNA of Carcharodon carcharias (great white shark), 6657 nucleotides long. RefSeq names its product arrestin domain-containing protein 1-like. Gene Ontology annotation, molecular function: ubiquitin protein ligase binding; ubiquitin-like ligase-substrate adaptor activity. The record is from RefSeq and is a predicted model, not a curated record. Lineage: Eukaryota; Metazoa; Chordata; Chondrichthyes; Lamniformes; Lamnidae. The transcript has 9 exons. The coding region runs from base 189 to 1325 and encodes 378 amino acids. Gene Ontology annotation, biological process: protein transport. Gene Ontology annotation, cellular component: cytoplasm.
CAGUCUGGCGGCGGUGGCGACCAUGGGGAAAGUUCAGGAGUUGAGUGUCGCCCUGAAGAACAACAAAGUGGUUUACAGCCCUGGCGAGUUCAUCACCGGCGAAGUGAGGAUCAAGCUGGCCGCGCAUCUCAACUUCAAAGCUUUAAAAGUGAACUGCAUUGGAUCAUGUGGUGUUACCAACAAAUCAAAUGACACAGUAUGGCAGAUGGAAGAGCAGUAUUUCAGCAGCACACUUGUUGUUGCAGACAAAGACUCCGAUUUCACAGAAGGCGGGAGAUUGGCCACUAAGAUCCCUGAUAGCUGGAGAGUAUACUUAUCCCUUUCAGUUUCUUCUUCCCGCAACUGCUCCUACUUCAUUUGAAGGUCUCUUUGGGAAGAUAAGCUAUCGCGUCAAAGCUACAGUAGAAACUGCACGAUUCUCAAAAGACUAUAAAGCUGAGAAGGUGUUUUACAUUCUUAAUCUCCUGAACCUGAAUGAAAUCAGUGACAUUGAGCAACCAAAUGUAAUAUCUAUGUCCAAGAAGUUUAGCUACAUGCUUGUCAAAAGUGGAGUUGUGGCUUUAACAGUGAGCACUGAUCUUAAGGGAUACACUUCAGGGCAGAUCAUACAGCUUACGACAGCCAUCCGAAACCAGUCUGGGAAGGAUAUUGGUACUGUUAUUGCCAGUCUCAUUCAGAAAGUUACGUAUAAAUCAAAGCGAUUAAUCUAUGACUUGCGGACAAUUGCGGAGGUUGAAGGAUCAGGAGUAAAAUCUUGGAAACAAGCUGAGUGGAAGGAGCAGAUCAUCGUGCCAGCCUUACCUCAGUCAUCUCUACAUGGUUGCAAUUUAAUACAAAUAGACUAUUUCAUUCAGGUUUAUAUCCGAUCACCAGAGAUUUUAGUCAGUUUACCGAUUUAUAUUGGAAAUAUUGCAGUGAACAGUCCCCCACUGACUCCAUCUAGGCAACCCCAACCUACUCAAACCACAGUGAUCCCCACAGCUCCCCCAGCUGAAGAUAUUGGGGCUACUGGUUAUCAGCCUAUGGACAGUGUCAUUCUUCCAACAAAAAGCCACUCUCAGCAGCAGACUUUAUCACCUCAUACUUUUAACUACGCACCUGGCUUUGAAAGCAAUACGAGUGAGCAACUUCCUGGCCCCAUGCUUUGUAUUUCAACUGGUGCUACAGUCCCUUACUAUGCAGAUGGACCUGUUGUUGCAGAUCUUAGUGAAAAUCCUCUGAUUUUACCUCCAGAAUAUAGCUCAUGGGCUUAUCCAUAUGAUCCUCCCCCAACAUAUGAAGAGAGUUGUAGCAGUGCUAACUCCAGCAUGAGUGCAGGACAGUAAUCUACAAACUUUCAAGAGAUAGCACUGUUCAUGUACAGAAAUGCCUUUGUUACGUUUUACUGGGAAACAGCCAAACUUUACAUAUGCAGCACUGCAAAUAUGUUCUGAGAUUGAAGAAGCUGAAAUGUUAUUGAAAUGCAUUAUCAAGGACUACAGCUACUUCUGCAGCUUGGAAUGGUCUGCAUAGACUACCUAUUUACUGCUCCCAUGCUGGACUACAUUAAUUGUGUUCACUUUCCUUCUUGAUCCUUAGUUUUGGGAUAACGAACACUGAUAGGUAUAAAUGUUAAAUGCCUCCAGCUUUGUGUGUAUAAAUAAUAAAUGCUGUUAUACUCUUCUUAAACAGCCCCACCCUAUUGUGAAUUGAGACUGUUUCUGUAAUCGGCCUUGUUUCUGUGGAGCAAAGUGGAGGAAGCUUUAUUUGGGAAGCUUUGGGCCUUAAGAACCAAGGUGCAUUGACAGUGUUCCUUAAUACUGAUUGUUAAGGUAGAAAGGUCCUGUUAUAGGUGGGCUUUGUGCAUUAGAAAAUCAAUCCCAAUUCUAAUCGAGCUUGAGCCCUCUCGUUAGUACUUAAUUUGUGUAGUAGUCACAUGGAUCACAGGCUAUAUGGCCAAGUUUCAGUAUGAUGACCUUUUUAAAGAACCAAUACUUCCCAAAACAGGUUAGGGGUCCUAUCACUUUGAAGUGUUAUGUUGCACACUUUUCUAUAAUAUGUUGUUUCACAAGAAAAAAGAGAUGUUUAUAUAUGCAGUAUUUAUAAAUUUUAGUAUGUUUUAGUAAAGUUGUGGCAUGCUCUUUGAAUAAGCACAGAAAAAUGACAAGUUUGAAAUCCUGCAUGUUUAUUUCAUAUUUACAACUUGAGCCUUAUUGAAGUCAGAUCAAAGCCGAACCACUCACUGGAACGAUCACUUAACAUAAUGCAAUUUUCUACUACUGUAUUUGAUAACAUUCAGGAUUAAAACUUUGUGCAAAGUUUAAAGAGGUGCUGAAAAACAUUGUUUAACCUCCAUAAGCACAGCUUUAGUAUGGAAGGGUACUUGAAUGGCAAACUGAAGGCUUCUGCAGCAUGUGAACUCUUAGAGGUAGAUGGUUUCUCUGGAAUUAACAGCCUAUGGUUUUAGAUGCUGAAGAAUUGGACAGUGCACAUAGAUCAGAAUCCCAGUAACAAAUCAAACUAAUAUUUCACAAUAUAUUAAAUUUGAUUUUGCACAUUAACUCUUAAUGAAGGCAAUUCCUAUCCAAGCUCUUGAUGAGCCCACGUGCUGCCAAGAGUACUUGCUACCGCUGCUUUUCUUAAUGGAGGCAGAAGCUUCCAUCUGUGCUCUGAAUGACUUGUUUACAAAAGCAUUAAGGUUUAUGAAGGGAGUGAAUGGGGCAUAGGCACGGGAGAAAUUUUGACUGACAGGCCUAGUAGAAAUUAUUGGCACUCUUUUAUUUUUGGAGUGGAUGGAAGUAGGGUGAUGAGCUGGAUCCAAAACCUAUCUGUUUAUUUGCCUAGCGCCAUGUUGCCCUCUUGGUGAGCUUAGUUCAAGGUUUACAAUAUCACUAGGUUCUUUAAAAAAAAAUGAAGCAAAAUACAUCAAGCCUGCGAUUUGUAUUAACAUCUAAACAAUUGGUGAUGCUAGUGGUCAAGCUUGCCCUCAUACUGCUGCUAUUCAUGUGUAUUUGAAUUUUAUUCUGGAAACAGUUUGUUAGGACUGUUCGCUGAAGUGCAGUUUCAUUUGGGUGGAUAAAGAAUGAAGCUGGAACAAAGCUUAUUUUAACUUAAAUAUUAUGAGAUGUAAUUUUAAAUUGAUUUGCUUACAUUUGUAAAAAGAAAAAUGAAUGAAGGGAAUUAUAUGGUAAGAUUUUUUUAUUUGAGGAUUUUUUUUUUACUUUUUAUCCCAUAAGUUCCAACUCUCCUGACCUCGUUAUUAUGGGCUUUUGUUCCGUUGUGUGUAUAUAUUCUCCUAUCUAUAUUCAUUUUUUUAAACUGAGUGCAAUUAGACUAAAUGCAUGCUUGUUCAGUACAUGGAUCAGUUGGAAAUUUUGCAAUUUUGAUGAAUUCAAUGGAAAUAAUUGAGAUCUGUGGAACAAUUUUUACCCAACUGAUUCCUCAUCCCCAAAGUUAUUAUGAUAUUUACUUAAUGAAAUCUUUAAUGUAGCAACAAGCAAUGCUUUCACAUUUAGUGGAAUGAUCCAAUGCUUUAACAGUGGGCCUUUUUCAAUAAUUCUUCAUGGCUUGGGCAAUAUUUCAGAAGAUGCAUCUGACUGCUAUUUUGUGAAUUGCCUACCUUGUGUAUUGCACUAAUGUGGGCACUGCAACCUGAUUAGAAUGGGCAUUAUGGGAGUGAGCACAUGGGUGGCCCAGUGCACCCUACCGUGGAGUAACUGGAUGUAAAUUUGUGGUCAGCAUUUGAGCUUGCAAGUUGUUUAGAUCAAUAGCUGGCUAGUCUGUACCCCACAGGUCAGGAAAGCAAAUUGGCUGUGGGGUGUGCAGCAAAGUCUUAUGCACUUUCUACUAUCUAGCUAUCAAGCCAUAUUGGCUAAUGAUUGAAUGCAGGUUAACUUGUCUGUACUUGACUAGGGAUGGUGCGCACCAUGAGAGACCCAAGAACAAAUAAAGAGAGGAUGAUAAGGCCUCUGUAUUGAUACAAGUUGAAUGGACUGGUGUCACUGGCCAUUUAACAGAGGUAGUUGUUUUGUGCUAUUUUAAUUAUUUUUUGCAAUGGAGAAAUGAUCACCUGGUGGUUACUUUCUGCUCAGCUGAUCUAAUAUAACUGCAAAACAGUAAGUCUAAUUUUUUAAUGCAUAUUUUAUUUGCAAAACUCAGGACUUGUAGAUCUUAAACUGUAGAAAGUGAAAUAUGCAGAAUUCCACUUGCCCUGUUCUUGACUAGCUUAAGGAACUAAACUAUUGUGUGUUUGCUGUGAUGAGUAAACUGUUUCAGGCGUAUAUGUGAGUACAUGGUUUGAAGGUUCCAGGGAAAAAAGGGUCACAUUUAGUAAAUGUAGCUGAUCUAGAGUGAAGCAUUUUUCAUUUUAAAUUGUAACAAUUAAUUUAUCUCUAAAGACCAAGAGUGUUUAAAUAUGUCAAAGUGCUUAGACGUUUUGUAACUGUAACAUCCCUCUAGUCUCUGUUUUGUCUCGAACCUUGAGAGAAAAUGUGAACUGUUCUGCAGAAUCAUAUUUUCUGAAAUGCCUUCGAACUAAUUAUUUGUGCUCAACUUGAUUUAAGAAUAUUGUCCAGGGUACAUUGGGUAAUAAAGAAUACAGCAAAGAGAGAGAAAUUGUAAGAAUUCUGCAAUGUGAAAGAGUAGAUUUUCUUUAGCGUCAGACUUAAAAACUUGGCAGGACAGAGGCCUUAUCACAAAACUGGAUAUCAGCUUAUCACUCUUCUCCACCAUUAAAAUAGUCAUGAGCAGUUUGUACCCAAUUCGGGUGUUCCAUCAUGCAAAGCUAUUACAUUCUGGCAUUGAAGAGGAAAAUCUACCCUUGUGUAAAUGCUGUUUCCCUCGAUCGGUUUUCAGCUGCAGAAUGGUGUGUGCAUUAAUCCCAUUUCCUUCAGCUUUCCGGCUUCCUUGAUGUUUUAAAUUUAAAAUAACAUCCUGCUUUGAGUAGGAAGAAGUGAAGUAGCUCUGAGGAUGAUGCAUUUCACAGCCAAAAAGUCAGAGGGUCUUUGCUUGUACAAAGUUUGUGAUGCUAAAGAAUAGUUGAUAUUUGCACCAGUCAUUUAAAAGGGAGAAAAUUGUAUCCUAUAACUCCAAACUGUUUUACUGCACUCCAGUAUCUAUCAGAGGGAAUAUUAUUUAAAAUUUUAACCAAUUAUCAGUAUUGUGUGCCUUUUUGUAUAACUUCGGACGCUAAAAGUUAAUAAAUCACCUUAACAGGAGCACUCCACUCAUGCUCAUUUUGUCUCAUUAAGAGCUACAAAUCCAGCGAGGAUUCUAAUAAAUGUACAUUUUGUCAAAUACAUAUAUUUAAUUCUGUAUGUUUGACAUUGUUACAACUAGCGAAAUAAUUUCUGCUCUUCCCAGUAUCUUCACUCCUGUUAUGACAUUAACUUUGAGGGCCCUUAAUCAUGAAUUUUAAACUUGCUGAAUUAAGUCUUAUCAAUUAUUGUCUUAUGCACUGGAGCAAAUUAUUGCCUUACAAACAUAAUGUUGUAUGGUUCUACUUACUGGACUAACUAUUUAAAUCAUGCAACUGUUUUACUUUGCUACUCUAUUUAAAAUCAGUGUGAAUAUCAAUCAAUUUUACAAUAUGUUCCUCACUGAAAUUAACAGCUAUUUACCUUUUCUGAAUCAAGGGUUUGUACUGGAUGUAUGUUUUGAAAUAUAUGCUCACUUUGAAAAGUGCAUUUUCUUGGAAAUAGAAAAAAGAGCAAAUAUUAUGCCAAAAAAUAUUCACGCCCAUCCAUCGACAAUACCAGUACUUCUGAGUAGAGGCUGCCCUCCUAAAAUUACUUCUGUCAGUGUUGGUGUGAAUCAAUAAAAUAAUACCAAAAAAUACCACAUUUUUAAAACUGUUUAACAUGCUAUGGUUUGUAUAUAAUAGCAUUUCCUAAGUUCUACUGAAUUUUGUGAUUUGCUCUUUUACUUAAGAGCAUCCUGUGAGUACUGAGGAUUUUAGAUUUCUAAUACCAAAUUUCAUAGAAGACAUCAUUACUCUUGAUAUAAAAGAGCCUUAAUGUCAUCAGUUGUUCUGAAGUAAAAAUACUGUUCUUGUAUACUUUGCACAAGCAGUUUUUGGAAGGUACAGAGACCUGAAUUGCAGUUGUCAUUUAACAUCUGUUUCAGAUCACAACAGUAACAAGUCUUGAGCAUCAGUGUGUCCCAAUUAUUUGUUUAAUUGGAUUUUUUUCCUACUCCCCCACCCCACAGCAACCAAAUAUUUCAUUUUUCACGAUCCAUGAAUCACUUUUUUGUGUGUACUAAGGGGCGGGGCAGCAACUGCAGAGGCUCAAAAUGUUUUGAAAAUCUGGUAAUUAAUUCCCUCAGUACUCUCAAGUGCUUAGCACUAUUUCUUUUUGAAAAUAAAUAUUGAGAAUGAAUCUUUCUGACUGUGGAUUUUAAGUGUUUAGUUGUAUUAUUAGCUGUAUAACAGUGAUUUAUGCUGUAUUUAGAAGAAAAAUGGCUUUAAACAGUACAGCUGCACACUUUUCGUUUGCGACCGUGUGUUUUCGUCUUUUUCAUGUAGAAAUUACUCUUUAAGUUUUUCAUAGAAUGCAUUGUUUUUCUGAAAUGUUUUUAUACUGUUGAUUUAUUAAUGCACCUUAGUGAUUUAAAAUUUCAUGUAAUUAUUUGAAAUCGAGUAGUCAAGCACCGUAUUAAUAAAGUUUUCUUUCAAAGAAA